This is a messenger RNA of Tetrahymena thermophila SB210, 3195 nucleotides long. RefSeq names its product ATPase, histidine kinase-, DNA gyrase B. Gene Ontology annotation, molecular function: phosphorelay sensor kinase activity. Lineage: Eukaryota; Ciliophora; Oligohymenophorea; Hymenostomatida; Tetrahymenidae. Gene Ontology annotation, biological process: phosphorelay signal transduction system; phosphorylation. The transcript is spliced from 3 exons. The record is from RefSeq and is a predicted model, not a curated record.
AUGUUUCAGAAUCAUACCUUGCUUAAUAAAUGGUAUUUAUCUUAUAAAUCUAGAUAGCUUGAAAGCUUAUAUAUUGAAGAAAAGAAGGAAAUCUAAAAAUGGCUAUUUACGAUUAUUAGUAUUUGCGGUUGUAUACUAUAAAUUUUCUUUACAAUAUUCAAUUAUUACGAGCUUUAGAGUGAUAUACAUAUGUCUAUCGGCAUUGUAUAUGUAAUUUUUUGGAUAGCUAUCUUAUCAAUAGGAAUUCUAUAUCCUUUUAUUGUUAAAUACAGUCUGCUUAUACUAUGCAUUACAAUAACCCUAUAUGUCAGCCACUCCUACCUAAACGAAAUUAACGAAUAUAUUUUGAAAUAAGACAUGAGCGAAACUAUAACUAUAUUAUUUAUAUACGGAUUGGUAUAUACGACAUAUAUCAUUUUCAUUACCAUUCCCAUUAAUUCUUUUUCUAUUAGAUUCUUCUCUGUUAAUUUUUCUUGUCUUUAUUUCUGCUGUACAAUCAUAAUUAAGUCUAAUAGCACUCCUAAUGUCUUAUGGAUUGGGGCUUUCAUUUGUUUGAUUUGCCUGAAUAUCAUUAGCUACUUUGAAGAGAGGUUUUCUAAAAUUUAAUUUGUAGAAAAAUAUAAUAGGAAGAAAUAGUUAGAAGGGUGGAAGACCCUUCUUAACGAGUCAUUUCCAGUAGGUGUAGUUAUUGCUAAAAAAAUGAACAAAUAAUAAAUGCUUAAAGUUAUUUUUUCAAAUUAGACAUGUCGCGAUAUUUUCAACACUGAAGAUAAUUCCUACAUAGAAAGCUAGUUAUAGAAUAUUUAAAUGGAUUACUAAAAAUAAAAACAGAGUGGUGGAACAGAUCAUAGAAUGGAAAAUCACGUGUUUAUUGGAGAUUGCGCAAAGUAAUGUUUAUCAGAUGAAAUAAUUCAAUAUUUCAAUUUGAAUAGAUAAGAACGUAAAAUGAGCAUUGUUUAGCAAGGAAAACCUUAUUGCUCAUUUGGAUACUAUUUAAAUGAGAAGUAAGAAAAAAGCCACUUUAAUAUAAUAGCUAAUAAUAUUGUAUGGGAAGAUGAUAGCUGCUUUUUAAUUAUUCUAAAAGAUGUCAGCUAAAAAAUGAUGUACGAUAGGCUUUAGGAAAUAGAUUAAUACAAGGAUCAACUUUUAGCUUCAGUCACACAUGAAUUAAAGACUCCUUUAAAUGGUAUAUUGGCUAUUGUUUAAGCUGCUGAGCAUGAAGAAGAUAUUGUUGAAAUCAGAAAGUAAUUAUAGUGCAUAAAGGAAAGUGGAUGUAUGUUAGAAAUAAUUUUAAAUGAUAUAUUAGAUUAUUCAAGACUUUAAAAGUAAAAGCUGCGCUUAAAUAUAAAUAAAUUCGACAUGGUCAACACUAUUGAUGAUGUUAUUAAUAUAGUGUAAAUAUAAUUUAGUAAGCCAGAUAUUAAAAUUAUAAAAGAAAUUUAAAUGGAAAACACUAUCAUACAGUCUGAUUCUAAUAGAUUAAAGCAAAUUAUUUUUAAUCUGAUGACUAACGCAAUUAAAUUCACAGAAAGAGGCGAAAUUAAAAUUAUAGUUAAAAAAUCCUCUUCAAAUUGUGUAUAAAUUACAGUAUAAGAUACUGGAGUUGGGAUACCUGAAAAUUUACAAAAAAAAUUAUUUAAAUUAUAUGGGACUUUUGAUCAUAGUAAUGGAUCAAACAGGCAUGGAGUUGGCUUGGGGUUAGUGAUAACAAAAAAUCUAGUUGAACUACUUGGCCCUUCCAAUUAUAUUAAUCUAGAAAGCACUGUUGGUAAAGGAUCUUCUUUCACUUUUGAAAUAUACAACAAACUGAAGUAAGAGGAAGAUAGUUUAGCAGACCUUGUUGAAGAAGAUGAAGGAAUAGAAGAAGAUUUAUCAGAGAGCAAAAAUAUAGCUUAAUGCUUAGACCCCACAGUAAAUAAUGCAAACACUAACAACAACAAUAAUAAUCAUAACAAUUUCAAUAAUUAAGAUAAUAUUACUAAUAAUAACAAUAUCGAACAAGGAUAUGAAAGCUCUCCACCAACUAACACUACAAGUGUUAGCAAAAGUAUUUAGCCUUUUAUUUCAAGAUAUGAAACUGAAGGGAACAAUUUCACUCAGACAGAAGGUUCACCAAUGAAAACAGAGUCAGGAUUUAAAAAUUAUGAUUAAGAAAAAAUUUUAUUAAAUAGCUACUUCCCAUAAGGAAUAAUAUCUAAAAAUAUUUUCUCAUAACAAAAUAUACAAGUGGAUAAAAUGAAACGUGUUUAUAGAAAAUCUUCAGCAUAAAUUUAUCACACAUCCUAUAAUACAAUAAAUAAAACACUUGCAUAAUAACCUCCUUAAUUGAACUGUGAUGUGAAGAAAAGACAUCGCAACUCAUUUUAUAUACCUUAACAUAAAUAUAAAACUAAUGAAAACGAUAAUAAUAAUAAUGUUAGUGACUAAUGCAUUAUCUUCAACACACCUCAAUUCAAAAAAAAUUCUUAAAAUACUGAAUCAACUUAAAUAUUCACAUCUUUAACUCCCUCUAAUACUGAUGAAAAAUAUGAAAAUAACCAAAAUCAAGUCAAUUUAAAAGAAUAGUUUAGCAGCCCUUCUCCUUCUCCGUAAAGAAUAUAUACUAACUCAGUGAUGAAUAAGAAAUUUAAAGUAAGUAAGAGUUUUUAAGAAGUAUCUCCUACACCAAGUAUUACAUUAUAUAGAAAUAAAUUGAGUCAAAAAUGCUCUUUUGAUAUCGAUAGUAUAACAAUACCUUCUAAAUCUCAUUCUGAAGUAAAUGUAUUUGAUAUCAUCUUUAAGAAAAGAACUAAGAUUUUAAUUGUAGAUGAUACCUAUCUUAAUAUAACAGCCCUUAGGCUAAUAUUAGGAAAGUGUUAAAACUUAGUUAUUGAAGAAGCUUUUCAUGGUUAAUAAGCAAUUGAAAAAAUAGAAGAGAGCUAAAAAUAAAACGACCCCUUCUAACUUGUUUUUAUGGAUAUGAAUAUGCCAAUAAUGGAUGGAGUUUAAGCUAUUAUUAUUAUCCGUUAAAAAAUAAAAGAAGGUUUACUCUCUGACCUUAAAAUUGCAGUUUGUUCUGCAUUUGGAGAUUUGCAAAGUAAAAUGAAGUGCAUAAAAGCUGGUGCUGAUUUACAUAUAGAAAAACCUAUAAAUAAAUAUGAAAUGGAAUAGCAAUUACUGUAAAUAUAUAAUAUCUAAUUAGAGUCUCACUCUUGA